AUGGUAACCGACAAAACCAUCCGCGUUGGCAGAGCCAAAAGCUACCCAAACGAGGUCUGGUGGUUUGUCUCCUGCUUCAUCUUCACCGUGGCGAUAUUCCAGUAUGGGUCUUGGGCGAUUUCUAAACUUCUCCGGAGACGCGCUGCUGCACAGGAGGCCUUGCAGAACGACACCGAGGGUGGUGGCGCUGGUCCAAACCGACGUUUCUCUGUGCGACGUCUUCCCCUGGCCAUUCUUAAUGCGUAUCGGGUUGUUGCCUUCCGCUGGACGCUGGAAAUAGGCAGCUGGUAUACGCUUAAUUUCGCAGAAGUCUUCGUCACUUGCUCGUACAUUAUCGCCAUCUUCAUCUGGGAGUUUGGCAACACCACUGACCUUGAGGGCCAUAAGUUGGACAUGACUUACUGGGGCAACCGCGCGGGCACCAUUGCUGCCAGUCAAAUCCCUCUUGUCACUGCACUUGGUACCAAGAAUAAUGUUGUCGCCUAUAUCACCGGAAUUAGCUACGACAAGUUGAAUUACAUUCACCGGAUGACCGCGCGAGUCAUGUUCGUCUUACUGUGGGUUCACGGCGGUGCAAAGUUCAAUAGCCUCGACCCUGGCGAGAUCGAUGCCAGCUGGGUCCGUGCAGGGAUCCUUGCCAUGGCUGCAUUCAGCCUCCUCAUCUUGGUGUCUCUGCGUCCUAUUCGAGCGAACGUGUACGAGUUCUUCUUCCUCACCCACUUCUCGAUGGUCCUCAUCUUCUUGCUCGGGGCUUACUUCCACGCGAAGGAUCAGAACAUGUCUUACUACAUCUGGCCUUCUUUCAUCUUCUGGGCUCUCGACAGGUUCAUACGCUUGAUGCGCGUUGUGGUCUUCAACCACCAGUAUUUCUGGUUCAAGUCGUCUGGGAGCCUCGACGGUACUGUGGAGCUCCUUUCCCCUCACUUCCUUCGCCUCCGCCUUUCCCGACCCCCGCACUUCCAUUGGAGACCUGGUCAGACGGCGUAUUUGAUUAUGCCGACCGUCUCGGCUUCCCCGUUUGAGGCACACCCGUUCACCAUUGCGAGUGUUGACACGAGCGACGAAAUGGGGGGUGAUCUUGAGAAAAAGGAAUUGGGAGAAACCACGCCGUUCUGGAAGGAGCUGGUGUUCCUGAUCAACGUCCGCAGUGGAGUUACGAAGCGCCUUGCGACUAUCGCUCAGACAGGCGCUAAAGUGAAGGUGGCCGUCGACGGACCGUACGGUUUUUCUCCAGAUUUGAGCGUUGACGACACGGUGGUUCUGAUUUCUGGUGGAUCUGGCAUCACGUUCACGCUAUCGAGCUUCCUUGGUGUCGUCAACGAUGUUCGCAAUGGAAAGAGCUCGUGCCGUAAAAUCAUCUUCAUCUGGGCCAUUCGGGAUGCUGCCCACAUUGAAUGGAUCUCCAAGACGCUAUCGAAAGCACUCGAGGUAGCACCCUCAUACCUAUCCAUAUCUAUUCGGAUCUACGUGACAAGCCGUGAACCCCUUCCUGCGACCAACCCGAAGGCAUGGGACGACGACUCCAUUCAUGGCUCUGAAAACAGUGAGGACAAGAGUCGUGCGCCAUCUCUGCUCGAGUCGCCUGCGGUGCAGGUCGUCAGCGGUCGACCUGAUUUGCACAUUCUGCUGCGGGACGAAGCCUUGGCGAAUACCGGUCGGAUGUCUGUGACAGUCUGCGGGUCUCAAGCGAUAGCGCGUGCUUGUCGUGCCGCUCUCAGGUUCCCUGUCUCCGGUCCGAAGAGUAUCCUCCAGGGAUGCGCUAGCGUCGUGCUGCACGUUGAGACGUUCGGCUAUGCAUAA
Molecule: messenger RNA, 1800 nt
Organism: Sparassis crispa
Lineage: Eukaryota; Fungi; Basidiomycota; Agaricomycetes; Polyporales; Sparassidaceae
Product: iron reductase
Exons: 11
Coding region: 1-1800 (599 amino acids)
Biological process (GO): copper ion import; intracellular iron ion homeostasis; iron ion transport
Cellular component (GO): plasma membrane
Molecular function (GO): ferric-chelate reductase activity
Source: RefSeq, a predicted model, not a curated record